AUGGAGCCGCCGCUGUGCGGGGAUGGAGCCGCUGCUGUGCGGGGAUGGAGCCGCCGCUGUGCGGGACGGACGCGGCCGCAGCUCGGGUGUGCGGACGGGCAGAGCAGCAGCACCAGGCUCGGGACCGCCCGGGGCUCGCACCGAACCCACAGCGCAGGAAGAGCCGCUCCCGGUGCCAGAGCCUCCCCUCGGCCCCAGCGCUGCAGGCACCGGUACCGGGCGGGCGCACCAGGAAGCGAGCGGCACCGGGCGGGGCGGGGCCGGGCCGUGCGCAGGUGCCGGGGGAGCGGCCCCGUCCCGCCCGCUGCGCACCCUCCCCCGGCCGCAGGAGCUGCGCGGACACCGGCGCUGAACCGGACCCAGGGCCGGGCCAUGGAGCAGCAGAGCAGCCCCCGAGCCCCGACGGCGGAACGCGACUGGGCGGGCGGGCACUCUGUGCCCGGACCGGGCCCGAAGGGGCCGCACAGCAGCCGCUCCGCCGCUCCGGGGCCGCUGUGGAGCCGCCGCUGCCGGUACCUGCGCACGGGCAGGGCCUGCUGCCAGAUGGUGCAGGCGCUGCUGGCCGUGCUCAUCCUGGUCUGCGCCUCCGUGUCCUGCGGGCCCCCGGGCGGGUACACCGGCCUGCCCGACCUGGGCGGCAUCUACUACUACCAGUUCGGCGGCGCCUACAGCGGCUUCAGCGGCGCGGACGGGCAGAGGGCUCGGGAGCUCGACCAGCGCUUCUACCGGCUGAAGCUGCCGGUCGGGAGGGCGGCCAUGGCCGUCGGAGGCUGCCUCCUGGCCGCCUCCUGCAUCCUCCUCUCGCUCGGGGUUCUGCGGUUACCCUGGCGCUUCCCAGCGUGGCUGCUGCUCGAGUGUGCCCUGGACGCAGUGGUCGCGCUGGGCAUGGUGCCUGCGCUCUACUUCUACUUCCACUUUCUGCUGGAGGUCUAUAACUCAUCAGUGUGCAAAGAGAGAGAGCAGCUGUACCAAAGCAAAGGCUACCAGGGCUUCAGGUGCAGCCUGCAUGCAGCAGAGGUUGCGGCCGGGCUCUGGGGCUGUGUGGUUGCCCUGGCAUACCUGCUCAGUGCCGGCCUUGCAGCCAGAGCCUAUGCAGCCGUUAGGACACUGAAGCAGAAGCCAGUGCAGUUGCAAUGAUCACUCCACCCUGGCUCUGGGUUUCUGCACCCUCCUUACACAGGAAGGCAACAGCUCCUUCCCGCUUUCCUCACUCCUGAGCAGUGCGUUCUUCAUGCUGCCCCAGAGCACACACUGAACAUGGGAGAGGGAAGCAGUCCCUAACCUGGAUUUGCAUUACUGAGUUAUCAGUGGACACGAGGGUAGACCUGGUGUCUGUCUGUGCCUUGUGGCUGUCCCAUAGCAGUGUGACCAUCCUGCAGCUGAGCAGAAGCCUUUCCCUCCCCUGCACCAGGGCCUUGCUCUCUCCAGUGAGGUCUUGCUCCAAGUACUGCUACUACAUCCUUCUGUAGCUGAGGCUCCUUACAAAGGGCAUGUGACAGUUCACUAAGAACAGAGGCCCAUGGUUGUGGCAUCUUGUUCGUGCGUUCCUGUAUGUCUGCUGGAACUAAGGACCUCUUGAACGUGGUGUGUAUGGAGCCAUCAGACAAUCUGAAAUAAACGUGGAACACGAUCAGUA
This is a messenger RNA of Melopsittacus undulatus (budgerigar), 1636 nucleotides long. It is a transcript of the gene MARVELD3, whose product is annotated as MARVEL domain containing 3. Bases 1 to 1137 code for a protein of 378 amino acids. The transcript has 3 exons. NCBI's taxonomy places the organism in Eukaryota, Metazoa, Chordata, Aves, Psittaciformes, Psittaculidae. The record is from RefSeq and is a predicted model, not a curated record. Gene Ontology annotation, cellular component: membrane.